AUGUUGCCUUUUACUGCUGCACCGAGCCCAUCCUGGAGGCAGAGCCAGUGCUAAUUAUCUGAAGGAGGGAACCUCUUGCAGCCUCCCUCCUCAUCUUUUCAUCACUUUGUUUGUUACAGUAAGUUGGAUCUGGCAGACCUUCCCGAGAACAGACCUACUUUUACUCCCAAAGUCCAGUUUGCGUGGGAGAAGAAAAGGGAAGGAUGUCCAACAACAUGGCUAAGAUUGCAGAUGCUAGAAAGACAGUGGAGCAACUCAAACUCGAGGUCAACAUAGAGAGGAUGAUGGUGUCAAAAGCUGCAGCUGAGCUGAUGGCCUUCUGUGAAUCUCACGCCAAAGAGGACCCUCUGGUGACACCAGUAGCGUCAUCAGAAAACCCUUUCCGAGAAAAGAAGCUUUUCUGUGUCAUUCUGUGAAUGACCCCAAAGUAGACAUGUAGCACAAAAAAAUAAUAUUUUUAUUUUUUGUUUCAGUCAUGGCAGCUUUUUUUGCAUUGAUCCAUGAACAUGUUUGAAAAAAAGAGGUAGGGAUGGCAAUAAAGCGUUAUUAAACAAGGGUGCAAAGUUUAUUUAAACAGUCCAGCACUGCUGCCUGUCCUUGUGCACACAGUUUACUCAUUAACUGAAUAGCAUAUAAAAGUUCUCAUUGGAAGCCUUUUGUGCUCAAAGGCUUUUAGACAUUUUCUAUCCUGCAGUUCUCAAGUUAAAAAGGAAAAAAAAAAUAGAAAUAAAUUGUGUU
This is a messenger RNA of Oryzias melastigma (Indian medaka), 738 nucleotides long. RefSeq names its product guanine nucleotide binding protein (G protein), gamma 8 (gene gng8). Gene Ontology annotation, cellular component: heterotrimeric G-protein complex. Bases 204 to 416 code for a protein of 70 amino acids. Lineage: Eukaryota; Metazoa; Chordata; Actinopteri; Beloniformes; Adrianichthyidae. The transcript has 3 exons. Gene Ontology annotation, biological process: G protein-coupled receptor signaling pathway. The record is from RefSeq and is a predicted model, not a curated record. Gene Ontology annotation, molecular function: G-protein beta-subunit binding.